CAACUACAUUACUUCCAACCUUGUACCACUCAUAUCACACCCUCAUCGCAGUUGUCCAGGACGUUGACACCCUGAAGAUGCGGUAUCUACUCGGCCGAUGAUAGCACGUCUCGAAAGAUGCGACUCCGACAUGUUGCACAAUCGAGUCUGGUCCGCAUUCAUCGCCGCUAUCCAUGGACCCGUCACAUCACCACCACCACCCUCCUCUUAGCCGCCUUCUGGCUGUUCCUCAUCCACUCCAAAGAACGGACGCUGUCCCGAUCACACAUCCAGUCAUGUGAUUGGAAGCAGUGGGAAGAAUGGCACUCCGAUGCUACUCCUCACCGAUCAGUCUUCAUUGCUGAUCCGCAGCUGGUGGAUCCUCAUACAUAUCCGGGGAGACCAUGGCCUCUGUCCAGUCUGACCGAGUACUACACCGACCUGUACAUGCGGCGACACUUCAAGCUGAUCAACGAAGUGCUGGAUCCCGACAGCAUCGUCUUCAUGGGAGACCUCCUCGAUGGAGGUCGAGAGUGGAGUACGCAAAAGGCGAAGGCGUUGAACAGUAAGCAGAGGGAGGUGCUGAUCAAUCUGUUGAUUCUGGACCGAGACAGGAGGGAAGGACAGCGACUGCUCGGCGAUGGCACUACCGAUUUGAACAGGUUCGUGCCCGGUGAGAAUGGGAGGUGGAACAAGUGGAAGCAGGGGCAGUGGGAUAUCGAGUACGACCGCUUUGCGAGAAUUUUCCUGGACGAAAAGCAACUAUACCCCAAUGCGAACCGUACCUUCGAGCCUACCUGGGAAUUGCCGGAGAGCCCUGUGAGCAUCAUGAAUGGUGCUCGCAACAUCACUUGGCGAGAGUAUGCCACUGGCGGCACUAAGAGCAGGGUGGUGAAGAUGAACCUGCCUGGCAACCAUGAUAUUGGCAUCGGCAGUGGAGUUCAGGUGACUGUAAGAGAUCGUUUCGAGACUCGCUUUGGAGAGGCGAACAGUGUGUAUGUGCUUGGGAACCAUACAUUUGUCAGUCUAGACACACCUUCUCUGAGCGCAUACGACGAAUACGUGCCGGACGUGGGCGAGGUCAGUGAGGAGCGAAGGACACAGUACUCCCACAUUUGGACACCAACGAACGACUUCUUGAACGGCUUGGACAAGAGCGGACCAAAGGCUGUCGCCGAUGAGCUGGAAAUGAUGUUCCCUGGAUCGCAUCCUCGGAAAUUGUGGCCGCACGAUGCCAUUGAGCAUAAGGAUGAUAGAGGCAUCGGGGAAAAAUUGAAGCCGGCAGCAGGUCAGCUCAUGAAGCGCGGAGACGAUCAAUGGCAACUAGUAUCCUCGCCCACUCCCAAGAAGCCCACCGGACCUCAAUUGCCCGUUGUGCUGCUUUCCCACGUUCCUCUCUAUCGCAACCCGGACGUCGAUUGCGGCAAGCUGCGAGAACGAGGCCGAUCCAUCCCUCUGGCCGCCGGCUACCAAUACCAAAACGUCCUCACGCCCUCACUUACCAAAAUCAUUGCCAAGAAGGUAUCCACAGCAGGCGAUAUUGCGCACAUCUUCUCUGGCGACGACCACGACUACUGUGACGUGACACAUCGAUUCAACGUCGGGCGCUACGACGUCGACACGAAGAAGGAACGCGCUGUGAUGCAGACGGUGCGGGAAGUCACCAUUAAAAGCUUUAGCUGGGCGAUGGGUGUCAGGAAGCCUGGCUUCCUGUUGGUCAGCAUGUGGAACCCCGUCGAUGAGAAGGGAAAGCAUAUCGGAGAGUGUAUGAGUGGUAUGGACAGCGGCUGCAAGACAAUCCAAACCGAGCUCUGUCUCUUACCGGACCAACUGAGCGUUUUCAUCUCCUACGCGCAGUUCCUCGGCCUUACUACUCUGGUUCUCCUGGUGCGUGCUGUCGUGAUCGGCAUUCGAAACUUACCGGACACAGCAGAUGAGGACGAGAACGAGCUCCAUGUGGAUCUCAAUGCCGUGCGUGAGAAGAUGGGGCUGCCUCGAUACACUCCUCGUGGCAAGCCUGGUGGUCGCACGGGCUCCAUCAGUCCUCGAAAGCCUUCGCCCAAGCGAGACGAGAAGUUUGGUGGCAGAGGACGAGCAAGCUCCACUUCUACAGGCUCAGCGAAUGCUUCGAGCACAAGCAAUCAACAUCUCAGCGUUCAACGCUCCUACAACGCUCGAACUCGCACCGUAUCACCAGCAGCUGCAGGCUCCUUGACACCCAAUCACUCCGGCUACGUCCUGCCCAACCUACACGAAGCCAAUGGGAGAAUAAAUGGUGGAGCUGGCCUCAUCGAAAAAGCGGGUUACUACCCUGCCAUGAGAUGGAGAGAUCCCGAUGAAGACGAGGAGAGCGACGAGGAGUCACAUAUGGGGAGCCAGUACGGUGACUUUGACAGUCAGGCCAAAGGAGGCAAAUUGGGCAAAAGAAGGCCGAAAUCUCGGGCUCGGAGGGCACUGGAUGAGUUUGUGAUGAGCGUGGUACUUGUUGCAAUACCUGCCGCGUUGUGGUAUGGAUUUUUGAUCAGAAAUGGGUGACAGUACCACUCUGAUGAGAUUGGUAUAACCGGUAGCAAUUCGUCUACUCUGAACACUUUUUGCCAUUUCACCAGCUUCGAACCGUUCUCGUUCUGUUUCCAUUGUGCUUUUGCAUUUCUGAUCAAACUCCGCAAGCGUCCGUCCGUAGACAUGCGAGAAGCCCAGAUCACUAAU
This is a messenger RNA of Sphaerulina musiva SO2202, 2688 nucleotides long. RefSeq lists its product as uncharacterized. Gene Ontology annotation, biological process: GPI anchor biosynthetic process. The transcript has a single exon. Bases 118 to 2514 code for a protein of 798 amino acids. Gene Ontology annotation, cellular component: endoplasmic reticulum. The record is from RefSeq and is a predicted model, not a curated record. NCBI's taxonomy places the organism in Eukaryota, Fungi, Ascomycota, Dothideomycetes, Mycosphaerellales, Mycosphaerellaceae.